UGCUGUCCUGCCCAUUAGAGGGAUGCACGCACCUGAUGAUUAGCCCUGCUUGUCAUGCUGCUGCUAUGUCACUUAAGUUUGUUAUACUGCAUGUUAUUAGUGUCAGAUUUUAACAGUUUCACUGGUCCUGUGGGUAUGCAGCUAAAAUUUGAACACCAUGCUGUUAUGUUGAAGGAGAGAGAUUGCUGCAGUGGGGUGAGACUGUGACCAACGGUUCUACCUAAAUUGGCAGUGCUGUCGUCUUCCUCAUGCCUCCCUCUCCCCUCGACGGCAGGCUUAUUGUGGCACUCUCCAGGCCUGUGAGACCUCAAGAACUCAACCUUUGCCUAAAGUCUUCCUACCUUGAAUCCUGCUCAAUUAGCGAGAACUAUAAAUCUUUUUUAAGCACAAGCAUUGUGUCUCUAAACACAGCCAAUCUGACGUAUAUGCCCUCUUCCAACGGCUCUGCACGUUCCCUGGGUUGUGGAUGUAGCAGUGCCAGUUGUUGCACUGUGGGAGGUUAUGAGAAAGACAUUCAAACUCAGAGUCAGGCAAUAAGUAGUUCUACCAUUUCUAACAGUGCUGCAGGAACUUCAUCCGCUACUCAUACAAACCAAAUGGUCAACAACAAUGAGAACAGUGGUGCUUUGAGUCCAUCUGGAGGCGUGGGAAGUCCCGUGUCUGGUGCUACCAAACAAUUCGCCAACAUAAAAAUAAUUUACCCCAAUGACUUGGCCAAGAAGCUAACAAAAUGCAGCAAAACUCACUUACCAAGUCAAGGGCCUGUAAUCAUUGACUGCAGACCCUUUAUGGAAUACAAUAGAAGCCAUAUUCAAGGAGCUGUACAUAUCAAUUGUUCUGACAAGAUCAGCAGGAGAAGGCUUCAGCAGGGCAAGAUAACGGUAUUGGAUUUAAUAUCCUGCAGAGAGUCUAAGGAUUCGUUUAAAAGGAUCUUUUCCAAAGAAAUUAUAGUUUAUGAUGAUAAUACCAAUGAACCAAGUCGGGUAAUACCUUCACAGCCUCUCCAUACUGUUUUGGAGUCACUGAAAAGGGAAGGAAAGGAACCUCUGGUUUUAAAAGGUGGACUCAGUAGUUUUAAACAGAACCAUGAAAACCUCUGUGAUAAUUCCCUCCAAUUGCAAGAUUGCUCUGAUGGAGGGGGGGCUUCCGCUGUAUCAAUUACACUACCUCAAUCUGUCCCGAGCACUCCAGACAUCGAAAAUGCAGAGCUGACCCCCAUUUUACCCUUCCUUUUCCUGGGAAAUGAACAUGAUGCCCAGGACUUAGAAAAAAUGCAAAGAAUGAACAUUGGUUAUGUCGUCAACGUAACAACACAUCUUCCUCUAUAUCAUUAUGAGAAAGGAAUCUUUAAUUACAAACGUCUACCAGCAACAGAUAGCAACAAACAAAAUCUCAGGCAGUACUUUGAGGAGGCAUUUGAGUUUAUUGAGGAAGCUCACCAGUGUGGAAAAGCCCUUCUUAUUCAUUGCCAGGCCGGUGUCUCGCGCUCAGCCACUAUUGUGAUUGCGUACCUAAUGAAGCACACGAGAAUGACCAUGACUGAUGCCUACAAGUUUGUCAAAGGAAAACGACCAAUCAUUUCUCCCAAUCUGAACUUCAUGGGGCAGUUAUUGGAAUUUGAAGAGGACCUAAAUAAUGGGAUUACGCCACGGAUUCUGACACCAAAGCUAAUUGGGGUAGAGACUGUAGUGUAGCAAAAAUAAAAUUGUGUAUAUAAAUAUUUGGGUGCAAAAAGCAAAAGCUUUCAGCAAAUUAUUAUUUGAACAAAAUAAUAAAAAAAAGACUCUAAAUUAUCCUUUUCUGGAUAAAAAAAAAUACCCAGGACUAAUGGAACACUGAGGGUAGAGGUUGGAUAGAUGCAAUGAAUACCUUUCAGGUUGAAAUAAUGGAUAAUAUAGAGGUUCCAGGCUUACAGUUCUUGAGAAAACAUUGAUCAUCUUGCUUAAAUAAAACCUACGAUAGGUGGUCUGUGCAGGUUCAUAGACUAGGCAAAGUUCUGCUAUUGGAAAUCCAAAUAAAAGCAUAAGAGUAUGGGCCUUAACUGUCAAAGACAUUCUCUCAAGACAAUGAGAUUUUACUUCAUAUCUGCCAUAGAGAAUCUAUGAAGAUGGCAAUUAAAUUGAACUGUUAAAUAUGGGUGUGUUCAGUUAUAUUUUUAUAUUUUGGGUUGAUACGGUUUCAUCAACAAGGAACUUGACCAUUACUUGCCCUUUGUGGCUUAUUGUGCAAUAAUAUUGUUUUGAGUGUGAGAUUUGUUAGAGUGAACUGAAUGUUCUAAAUUAGGGGUGGAUGACAGGUACCUCUCAAGCUGUUGUAGAACUAUGCCAGUGACUUGCAAGGCAUCACGGGAGAUGUAGGCCCACAACUUCUGUCUGCAACCGGCAAGCCAUCUCAAGAGAUGUAGUUUGCCGAAUUGUGGUGGGCACGCCAUCAUGGACAAUAUAUUUCCAAAACAGCUGGGGAGCUACCUGUUGGCUUCCUCUUUUCUAGAGGAUGAAAUGUGCAAAAACAGGAGAUGGGUGAAGGAAAAAAAAAAAUUAUUAUUGUUUUCAUUUGAAUCUGGUUAUGGUGCCAUAAACCUUGUUAAAUAUGUAUAUCAGAAUGUAAAAAAAAAAAAAUAAGAGGUUUUAUUUUAACUAAUUUUUGCACAAAAAUAUAGGCGUGUUCCCAUUGUCUGUGUAAAUUGUCGUUUUGACUAUAAAACUGACAAAAAAGUUAUUUUGACAA
Molecule: messenger RNA, 2727 nt
Organism: Pelobates fuscus (common spadefoot toad)
Lineage: Eukaryota; Metazoa; Chordata; Amphibia; Anura; Pelobatidae
Gene: DUSP10
Product: dual specificity phosphatase 10
Exons: 4
Coding region: 249-1694 (481 amino acids)
Biological process (GO): protein dephosphorylation; negative regulation of JUN kinase activity
Cellular component (GO): cytoplasm
Molecular function (GO): protein tyrosine/threonine phosphatase activity; MAP kinase tyrosine/serine/threonine phosphatase activity; MAP kinase tyrosine phosphatase activity
Source: RefSeq, a predicted model, not a curated record